AUGCAAGUCGUUUCUCGUGGCAUCGACGCCUCCAUCACCCACUCUCCCAUGCCAGGCCCCGACACGACGCGAGGUCGCACCCGUGACCGCAGCCACCCCAGGGCAGCUCUUGCUGGCGAACGGUUGGACAAGGUGGAAUCUAGCACAUUCAGAGGUACUCCUGCACAACCGGCUGCGCGACGCCCGUCGGGAGCACUGUCCCUCGCGCCCGGCCAGAGACUCGUCGCCGUCCAAGACUGCGGCGCUCCAGCAACGACGCCGCCGUACCAGAAGCCGCAGCCGGGGCCCUCGACGAAUGGAGGCCGACUCGCACCACAAGGCUGUCGAAACGCAUUCCUCUCUUCGGCACCAAGUCCGCGUGGACAACGAGCCUACCACUUCCGCUACCUCGUCUCCCAAUAUGCGAGGCUGAUUGUAUCCACAAGCUGCAUCUCGGCUAAGCUACUGCACAACGCCUCCAACGCCUGCAACUGGUUCGAUAACGACCAGAAGGUGCGGUAUGCUGCAGAGAACGGCCGCCCGACUCGAAUCAGGCCGUCAUCUUCGCCGAAUACUGACCCGAUCGACGACGCGACCCUCACGGCGGCUGAGGCUGCUCCAGAAUCUCGCACACAUGAUGCUGUCAGAUCGCAUGCGCCCGAAGAGGCAGAGCAACAUGUCACCCAGCCUGGUCGCGGCCCCGCAACCCCUGGCAGUCUUCAGCAGCGGGAUUCCAUCCACAGGCCACCGUCAAUAUCAGAACGACAUCGAUAUUCGCGCGCGGAAGGAACAGAGAGGAUACGGUCAUCCCAAACCGCUGCAUCAGAUAAGAACAACGACGUACAUACUCCUAGCGCCGACGUCCACGAGGAUGCUGAAGCAAUCGCCGAUUUGGUGGAAGAGACAUCACAAACUGCACACGAGUCCCCAGACCAGGGCUCGCCAACCUCACGGGAAUCGAGGCUAAAUCGAUUCGAGGGGGCCGAUCUUUACACUGAUGCACCUGAGCCAGAAGAUGACGGGUGGCCGAAUUCAGCAGACGAGUCAAAGCCAGCGCAGAUUUCCCGGGCGGUCGAGCCACGGAAGGCCGUCAUGUGGGACCAUCAAGUCGAACGUCAAGGUCGUGAGGCCCAGCAUAAAGAAGCCAUUAACGACAACCAGGAAGGUACAGAACAGGCGCUCUAUGACGAUGCCAUGGCCCCAACGGCAGGCUGGGAGUCCGAGAUCAAUGUACAGCCCGUCGACGUCUUUGCGCGCGCCCCAUCAGCGUCGCCGGAGAGACGCGAGUUUGAAAAGAGCGCAGAGGACAUGGCGGCUGUCUUUGUUGGCCGAAGCCGGAUAGCCGCCGCCAAGCAACACCUCGAACAGUACCUGGCCGACCCUGAAGGGGAGCGUUAUCGCGAGGUUUGGGAUCUUUACCUGCUUCUACAGGAUCAUGAUCGGCCGAUCAUGCGGCCGAAAGUGGUGGCUUACCUAUCGAGGGCAGACAACAUCGUCGAGCGCGAUCGUGUGGCGUCUCUCAUACCAAAGACAGCUGUGGAGUAUUGGGACAAUGAGUAUCUUUCUGCCGUGGUCCUCGUCCAUUUGCGCAACGGCGACCAGCAGGCCGCCAUCGAGAUCUUCAAGAAGGGCAUUUCUGAGAAGGACCUGACGGGAGGCCUGCAAUACCUUCUGAUUGACUCCAUCAACAAGCAACAAUGGACGACGAUGAUGGACGUGUGGUUAGCCAACACAAGAUUGCUGGCGCGUCACAACCAGCAGGAUACACUGGACACGAGGCUACUGCAGCCAAUCUUUGAGCUUGACAAGCUGGCCGGAUUGUACUUUUCGUUCGAGCGAUGGCUGGCGGCUGACGAUCGACUGGUGGAGAGGUGGCUAGAGUCUGAGGAACUCACCAGGAAGUCGUUGCUGGUCCUCCGGCGAGCAUUCGCAGUGGCCACUCUACAAAAGCCCUGCGCACCGACACACGCUCGCACGAUACUGGCGUUCUGGCAAAAUCAUGAUUGGUACGACGAGUACCUCUGGCGGAUGUUUGACCGAUGGUAUGAGAAAGUGCACGACAAAACCACAGCAUACGGCCUGUACGGAAUCUACCAGGACUACCGAGUCCUACCGGAGGCGAAGCCGAACUUCUUCGCUCUGCGUGGUGUCUUCAAAUUGCACUUUCCGCAGAACAAGAAAGCCCUUGAGCAGCUACGCGAAGACUGGAUCUCGUUCCAUGGCGAGCUCAGUGAUUGGGCCUUCAGCAAAUACCUCAAACUCUACGCCCAAGAAGGCAAUGUCCAGAAGGUGACCGAGCUGUGGGCUCGCUACGUGCAGGCGCUGCCUGACAAGCUGACCAAGCCUAGAGGUUUCACUAGCCUGCUCAACGUUCACGCGCAAGGUGGUGAUGUCAAGGCUGUGGAGCGCCAGUUACGGAUCAUGAGGAACGACUACGGCGUCGAGCCCGAUAUCACGUGCUGGAACAUUCUUCUGAAGGCUCACAUACGGCUGAGCAAGUGGGACGAUGCUAUGACCUGCUAUGACCACAUUUGCAAUGUUUCAGAGCCCAGUCGCCAGACGUUCUCGCAGCUUAUGGCGAUCCCGGCCAAAAAGGGAGAUGUCGAGACGGUCCUGGGAUUCUUCAAUGAGGUGCAAGAGCGGCGCCUUGGCCUGGACAAGGAGGUUGUUCAUCCGCUGAUCACUGCGUACUGCAAGAGUGGUCAGACGAGGGCUGCCGAAGCCAUUUGUCGUGAGCUGCACGGCCGUCGCAUCAAUGUGGGCACGCACAGCUGGAACGCGCUGAUCCUGCACUACGGUCUCGAGGGCGAGACGAAACGGGUCUACGAUAUACUGGCCACCAUGAAGGAACUCAAGUACGAGUGGGAUCGUGACACCCUUGCGUGUCUACUCCGAGCCUUGACGCAAGUGCACUCGACCGUCCAGGCCAUGACCAUCCUGCGCGAUGCGCUCAAGUAUUCGCCUUUCCUGGUGGAUUCGGAACACUUUUCGAUUCUGAUGGCUGGUGCUGUCCGCGGCAACAAUCGGCCAGACGCAGAGCGGUUGAUGGUGAUGAUGGAGAAUCAUUCGAUACCGAUUCCCUUCAACGCAAUCGUCUCUUACGCUCAGAUGCUCCUCAAGUACUAUCCAUCUGCAAUUGACGUGAACCAGAUAUGCGAGAGAAUAUUUGGGUCGCUACGGAGAGAGGUGGAACGGCAGGAGAUCGCCAGUGACGUGCGCCGUCUGCGCAUCGUCACCCAGAACAUUGGCCAAGCAGCUCGGCUUAUGAUUGACAUGAACCGGCCGCACCUCGUCGAUGAACUCGUCGGCCUGUAUUCGGAGCUCUUUCCGGAGUUGGAGAAGGGCGAGAUGCUCCCUCAUACGCUGAUCACCUCCUUGAUGACCAGGGCAUACAGAGCCGAGGACUACGACCGUGUCCAGGCGAUUUGGGACGAUACAUGGCCGAAGCUACUCAAGAAAUGGUGUCCUCCCAACAAUGCCAAGGUCUAUCCGGGCUUCAAGUACGACAUCAACCCCAUGCUUCUGCGGUUCACCGAAACGUGUGCGAUGCAGAACAUGGGCAGGAAGCUCCGCGAAGUCGUCGACGAAUGCCUCGAAGUGGGCUUCAUGCUCACCUGGGUCGUGUGGAAACGUGUGCUCAAGACCAUGCUCGAUAACGGCGAAGCUGAUCGCGCCAUGGAGCUGACAGAAAAGUACCUCAUGCCCACGUGGACCAACUGGUGGACCAUGUUUCCUACCCACGAUGAACGUCGCAAGACUAAAAGCACUCGGUUCCCCAAGGUGCCGCCCCUCCUGAUUCAAGAAAUGCGCAAUGUCUGGGUCGACGCCACGCUGGAUGCUCCUCUGUAUGCCACGGCGAUGCGCCGAGUGAAGCGUAUUGAGGCCACCAUGCCCCUGCUGAAGCGAGCCUUUAGACGCUACGAGCCACCACCUGGCUCCGAGCAUAAGGUCAACCCGAGCAUGCGCGUGCACAAGGCAACGGUGAAGAUGCUGGCGACCAUGUCUCUGGGCGAGCUGCGACAGAUGGUAGGCGCGCUAGAGCGGCAGCUCGAGGAGAUCGACGCUGUGGCCAUGACAGACUCUGACAUGUCGGAGAAGAUGGUCAGGGCAGCGGUGGCACCCGAGACCUAUGAGGACACGUACGAGAUGUACAGGAUUCUGCGCGAUCAUAUCAGCAAGCUCACCGACCCCGUGCGCGUGAUCACUCCUCGCUCGCCCGAGCAGCUCAAGAUCAAGAAGCUUGGCGACGCACUCUUGCACCAAGAAGCGCGAGACGAGCAACGCGCGGAGUUACCCGCCGAUCAGCGCCCGCCUAAAGACGUAGAUGAGACGCGGGACAAUCUGCCGGCCCAGUCAUGGUAUUGGUCCUCGCCCCUCCGCGAGAUCGCCGACAGACACCGACCGCCAACCGUCCAGUCGCGACCCCCCGGUCUCAUACUGGACUGGGAUCAGAUCCCCGUCAAGGACAAGAAAUCCUUCUCGUCCAUCCGCCAGAGACGUCUCGCGUUGCAAAGCCCAGAGGCAGAGGACCAACUCAAGACUGCCGAUCCGACGGGGCGGAAAUUCACCCUCAACUAUCCACCCCUGCCUGCGCCUGCCGAGCCGUUCGAUCCAACAAAGCCCAGCAAGGGUAAGGGCAGCCCCAAGGCGCGCAGGACUGACUUUUGGAACAAUGUCCGUCGUCGACAGAAUGAGCGCAUGAAGAAGAUUGCGUAUCACCCCAAGACUGCCUCCUCCGUCUCGGAUGCCAUUGCUCGGAUCCGAAGGAUACUCAUCGCCUCUGGUGAUCCACCGUAUGAUCCCUACGCAGAGGAGGAGCAGGAGCUCAAGCCACGGGUGGUUCGUCGGCCCAUUGUUCAUCUCAGCUAUGAUGCCCCUGUGCGGGAGGACGAAGGCGACGAGGCGGAUGGUGUUUCGUCUACCAAGAAGAACGUAAAAAAGAGGAACAAGCAGAAGCAGCAGGAUGCAAAGAGUGACGAUGCCAGGAUCGAUGCCAGUGUGUUUGAGGAGAAGUUCUUUGGCAGCGGGGCCAGUUAA
Molecule: messenger RNA, 5016 nt
Organism: Emericellopsis cladophorae
Lineage: Eukaryota; Fungi; Ascomycota; Sordariomycetes; Hypocreales; Bionectriaceae
Product: Pentatricopeptide repeat-containing protein-like protein
Exons: 4
Coding region: 1-5016 (1671 amino acids)
Molecular function (GO): protein binding
Source: RefSeq, a predicted model, not a curated record